AGUUUGCUUUCAAGAUCCGGAAGGCGAUCAAAAGUGGUAUCAACCAAAUCCAAAACAACUGUUUCUGGAAAGUUGGGAAAGGGGACAAAAUAAAUGUUUGGUCUGAUUUCUGGAUUCCAUGAAAAAAGCCACCAUUACAUGAACCAAACAUUGGAACUAACUUAAUUCCCAGUUGUGAACAGACGAAACUAGCCCUGAUUAUCAUUCCCAAUCCCAUUUACUUUCCCUAACCUUCAUCCCCCGAAUUACACAGUCCUGGAGCACUCAGAUCGACUGCCAAUGUUUUUUCAAAUUCCUUAGAAAUGUCAUCAUCAUCAUCUCUAACUUGCGGUAGACUGGCGACAUGGACUAUAAUUGCAGUUCUGCUGCAAAUUCUAGGUCUUUUACUCUUUGUUUUAGGGUUCUUCCCUGUCAAACCAGCUCUCUCUGGCGUUAGUGGUAUGGAGAGUUAUAGGGAUCCAAUGUCAAGUUCCAGAGAAGAUCAAGAGCAGAUAAAACAUCUGUCUCAAAAUCAAUUGAGAUCUUUAUACAAGGAUAUGUCGAAGAUUUCGCCUACAUUUGAUCGAUUAAUACUAAUGGUUGUUGAUGGUCUUCCAGCAGAGUUUGUUCUGGGAAGGGGCGAUCAACCUCCAACUAAAGCUAUGAUGGAAGCUAUGCCAUAUACUCAGUCAUUAUUAUCUCAUGGAAAAGCAAUUGGGUACCACGCGAAAGCAGCUCCUCCAACAGUUACAAUGCCUCGCUUAAAGGCAAUGGUUUCAGGAGCAAUUGGGGGAUUUCUUGAUGUGGCGUUCAAUUUUAAUUCACAAGCUUUUCGAGAUGACAAUUUGCUUGGUCAGUUAUACAGCAUUGGCUGGAAAAUGGUGAUGCUUGGGGAUGAAACAUGGAUUAAGUUGUUUCCUGGAUUAUUUACAAGGCAUGAUGGAGUUAGCAGUUUUUAUGUCAAAGAUACUGUUGAAGUGGAUCACAAUGUUUCUCGACAUUUGGGAGCUGAACUUACAGCUACAGAUUGGGAUCUUUUGAUUCUUCACUAUCUAGGCUUGGAUCAUGUUGGCCAUAUUGGUGGGCGUAGUAGUACCCUGAUGAUCCCGAAACUGAAAGAGAUGGAUGAAGUUAUUAAGAAAAUUCACAUGAGCUCAGACCUACCUCAAGACUCUUCUAAUGGGCGGACACUUUUGAUGGUAGUCAGUGACCAUGGCAUGACUGAAAAUGGGAACCAUGGUGGAUCUUCAUAUGAGGAAACAGAUUCUUUAGCUCUCUUUAUUGGUAUAGGAUCUAAGCUACCAGAUUAUGCAUUGGCAACCCGAAAAACAGCUUCUCAGGUAGACAUAGCACCAACAUUGGCUCUUCUUUUUGGUGUACCAAUUCCAAAAAAUAACAUUGGUGUUCUGAUGUCAGAAGCCUUUGACUCACUAGCAGAUGACCAAAAACUGCGAGCUUUGAAAUUAAAUUCAUGGCAGUUACUUCGACUACUGCAAGCACAGUUACCGGCUUUAUCUUGUAGUAGUUAUCCAUGUGACAACUAUGAUGGGGCACAAUGUUCAGGAAUAAAUGCAUGCAAAGUUAGUAUUGAGCAGAAGUUUUGCUGUUUAUUCUCAAAAGCCACAACUCUCCACAGUUCAUGGACAUCUCAAAAACACAGAACUUCUAGGUCUAAUAAUAGUGAGGAUGCUAGGAGCAUAUUUGCAGCAUAUAAUGAAUUUCUAAGAACUUCAAGUGAGUGGCUAUCACGGAGAGCCACUGAUAAACCUCCUGAACUGCUUGCUCCUGGAAUUGCCUCAAUGGCUGUAUCUUGUGCAAUGUUCUUGUUUAUUCUAUUCUGUUUGUGCAAGGAAGUGUACCUUAAAGAGAACCAAGGGCUUCUUGACUGCAGUUACAAGUGGCAUUUGGAUGAGGUUUACGCUUUGGUUGUGGUUGUGAUCUUUGUUUUUAGUAUGGGAUCAAGUUCUAUGGUAGAGGAAGAGCAAUACAUAUGGCACUUUUUGACAUCCACAUUGUAUUUGAUAUUUCUCCGUAAAAGUUUUCAGUUGCCAUCUCCAGGAGCAGUACCAAACAUGGGCAAUGUGAUCAAAAGACUAAAGAGCAGCAACCAUUGCCCAAUAUAUUCCAUUAUCUUCGUGCUUAUUUGUGGGAGGAUAUUGAGAGGCUGGCAUCAAGGUGGUGUUAAUUGGGUUCAUCUGCCUGACAUAUCAAAAUGGCUUGAACAGACUGAUCCUCCUACAAUACAAUCCUUCCAAAUUGUCUCACUUCUCUUUAUCAUCGGUAUGAGCUCCUUCAAUCUUUAUCUACUAGAACCAAAGAGAAGAAUUGUUCUGGUUAUUCAGGUCAGCUUGUUCUUGUCCGGAUUCCUUUUAGUAAUGCACAUCAUGGAAUUUCAGGGCACUGUAUUUGGACAAUCCAACUAUAGUUCCACUUUAAUAGCUCAAAGUAUUUAUGCAACUAUUAUCAUGACGGUAAUUGUGACUGUUUUACAAGCACCAUGGGUUACACCUGUUUCAGUUCGUGACCACCAAGUAAACAACGAAUCCCUUUUGGUAAAUUCUGCUUCCAAAGAUAUGGAAAUCAGAUCUCUUCUACCUGCUGUAAAAUAUUCUUUGCACUUGAUUGGAUUGACAUACACAGUAUGUUGGUGCCUUCUACAACUCUUACUUCAGCAACCAGUUAAUGCAAUGCCUGUCUUGUUGCUUUUCUUUCAAAUUCUGGGGAGCAUGUUCUACUUUUCCAACAAUGAGACGCAUAGCAAACAUUGGGUCGAGGUUGCAGCAUUGUACUUUCUGGGAAUGGCUGGCCAUUUUGGCCUUGGGAACAGCAACACUCUUGCCACUAUUGAUGUUGCAGGAGCUUUUAUAGGAAUCUCGAGUCACUCAACAUUACUUUCUGGAGUUCUGAUGUUCAUUAUUACCAUGGCAUCUCCAAUGUUAUUCCUUCUCAGCCUGGUGUUUUACAUAUCAACCAAGGAUGCUAGCUAUUUGCUGCUCUCCAAGAAUGGAGACUUGGGACAUCUUCUUCAAAUGAUGAUUGGCUUUCCUUGCCUUGUUCCGUUGGCCUUAAAUUCAGUUAUGCUGACUGCAUUCACCGUCGUCUUGUUCGCAAUGAGAAACCAUCUAUUCGUUUGGAGUGUAUUUUCCCCGAAGUACUUGUAUGUCCUGGCUAUGGCAGUUUGCGUAUAUGUUGGAGUGUUUAUAGUAGCUGUUGCUGGUAUUUACACGUGUUCGGUAUUCUUCUUAAGGGAAAGAAUGCUUCGGCCUAAAUCCAUUACCAAGUUAAAGAGCUGAGAUACCCAGCCAGUUUUGCUCAAGAAAUGGUAUAUACCAACGACGAAAAACUUCACCCAUGAAAUUGAGAAGCUUUUGUAAGUUUCCUCGGGAAGAUGAGCUUAUCCCAAAGUAGUGUAGCUUCUUAGUAGUUUUUAGUACAUGUUAACUCUUCUUCUUCAUAAUUGUAUAUUUAAAAACGUCAAACGUUAUAAUCUAGUUUUUAUGUA
Papaver somniferum (opium poppy) is the source of this 3481-nucleotide messenger RNA. Its product is annotated as GPI ethanolamine phosphate transferase 2-like. The transcript has 17 exons. Gene Ontology annotation, cellular component: endoplasmic reticulum membrane. Bases 303 to 3272 code for a protein of 989 amino acids. Lineage: Eukaryota; Viridiplantae; Streptophyta; Magnoliopsida; Ranunculales; Papaveraceae. Gene Ontology annotation, biological process: GPI anchor biosynthetic process. The record is from RefSeq and is a predicted model, not a curated record.